AUGAAGUCGACCACAUUGAAUAUUGCGCGAUCCCAAGCAGUCCCCACCAAUGAACUACCACAGAACGUAGGAAGACACCCAAAACGAGUGGAUGCUGCACUGCCAGGCAAACACACCCGGCAGUUACGGAUCAAUGCGAUUGCGGACAAGCAGACCGUGGAGCACUUCCUCUUCCGCUGUCGGAAGUGGACUGCGCACCGGACGGAACUGUUACAAUGCACCCAGACUCACCGAGGAAACAUAUCCUUCGCCCUUGGGGGAAAACAGCCUUCUGAUGAUCAGAAGUGGACGCCAAGUCUAGAAGCAGUACGGGCCUCGAUACGUUUCGCCAUCGCGACGGGCCGACUCGAGGCUACUUGA
Molecule: messenger RNA, 360 nt
Organism: Penicillium angulare
Lineage: Eukaryota; Fungi; Ascomycota; Eurotiomycetes; Eurotiales; Aspergillaceae
Exons: 2
Coding region: 1-360 (119 amino acids)
Source: RefSeq, a predicted model, not a curated record